Molecule: messenger RNA, 849 nt
Organism: Solanum dulcamara
Lineage: Eukaryota; Viridiplantae; Streptophyta; Magnoliopsida; Solanales; Solanaceae
Product: universal stress protein PHOS32
Exons: 4
Coding region: 141-632 (163 amino acids)
Source: RefSeq, a predicted model, not a curated record
UGGUAUGCCAUCUGACAAAUCAACAUCGCACUACUUGAGUACAUUUCCUCUUAAUUCUUCUUUUGAAAGACCAAUUGCUCCUCUCUCUAUUAGUAAGUAUUGUUGUUGAAAACUGUUAACCAAAGAAGACUCUUAGAGGUAUGGAAGAAGGUGAUAGAUUUGUUGGGGUAGCAGUGGAUUUCUCAGCGUGCAGCAAGAAAGCUCUGAAAUGGGCCAUUGAUAACAUUCUUCGUAAAGGGGAUCAUCUUAUUCUCGUUACUGUUCGCCCUGAAGGAAACUAUGAAGAAGGCGAGAUGCAGCUUUGGGAGGCCACUGGUUCUCCUUUAAUUCCUUUAUCUGAGUUAUGUGAUGGCCACACAAUGAAAAGGUAUGGGGUUAACCCCGACGCUGAAACAUUGCAAAUGAUAACCCUUGCUGCUAGGCAGAUGGAGAUUACAGUAGUCAUGAAAAUUUUCUGGGGAGAUGCUCGAGAGAAGUUAUGUGAAGCAAUUGACAGAACUCCCUUGAGCUGCCUGGUCAUAGGGAACAGAGGGCUUGGAAAGAUCAAGAGGGCUAUUAUGGGCAGUGUAAGCAACUAUGUGGUGAAUAAUGCUACGUGUCCUGUUACUGUUGUGAAGAAUGCAGAAGACUAAUUUUACAAUAUGCGGAACUCAACUGGCAAAGCUGAAAAGCUUAUGUUAAAAUAAUCGUGUCUGUUUUCUACGCUUGGUGUCAGAUCAAACUAUAACUUCUAUAUUUUCGUAAAUAUUGACAAUGUAGUUGUGUGUAUUGUGUACUUUCAUGUUGAACCUCUGUAAUUCCUGUCACUAUGGAUUGCUGCAGUAUAUAAACUUUUUCGAACUCCUUCAA